Molecule: messenger RNA, 758 nt
Organism: Musa acuminata AAA Group (dessert banana)
Lineage: Eukaryota; Viridiplantae; Streptophyta; Magnoliopsida; Zingiberales; Musaceae
Product: pistil-specific extensin-like protein
Exons: 2
Coding region: 74-589 (171 amino acids)
Source: RefSeq, a predicted model, not a curated record
ACUCGAGAACAGGGUUACGGAAAGGUGAAGGGAAGAGGUACGAUCCGCAGAAGAGAAGAGAUAUCAAAGAGAGAUGGAGAAGGGGUGGGUUGUGGCGGUGAUUGUAGCUGCAGCAGCCUUGUUGAUGUUGGGCGCGGUGGAAGCCCGGCGUGGUCAUGACGACGUGAAGGUCGUACACUACGAUGGCAAGGUGCUGUGCCAGGACUGCUCCAAGGGAUGGAACGAGUGGACGAAGGGUAAACCCGUCAAAGGUGCGAAGGUCGCGGUGACAUGCCUGGACUCGCGCCGGCGAGCGGUGUGCCACACGAGCGACACCACCGACGACAAGGGCGAGUUCGAUCUAGUGGUGAGCAAGUUCGUGUACGGGAAGGCGGUCCGGCCGGAGGACUGCACCGUGAGGCUGGUGUCGUCGCCCGAUCCCACCUGCAACGUCAUGACCGACUUCGGCGGCGGCAAGUGCGGGGUGAGGCCCCACCACCCCUCCGUCGUGCACCGCGGCAUGCUCAAGUACACCGUGGGGCCUUUCUACUUCACGUCGCCGUCGUGCGAUGAGCCGGAGACUUCGCCGCACGAGGACGAUGAAGACUGAGAGAUGAUAUACCACGACGAUGUCUUCGCUUUGGUCCGAGUCGAUGCCCCGUCCGUGCGAUCGUCUUAAUAAGAAAGAAGCUGGUUUUAUUUGUGUUAGGAUCGUUAAGUUGCUUGCGACGUGUGCUUUUGUGAUAUCAGCAAUAUCCAAAAUGUUCGAUUAAGAAUAA